CUGGCAGCCACCGCUUAAGUAGCGGCAUCUCACCACAAGGAAGGACUAAGGCCGCGCCGCUGUGUACCCACCGAACCUCAAUUCUGCUUGCUCGGUACUUGAGACUGCUGGCUGCUCCAACUUGACUAUACCCUACGAAGUGGCUGAGCUUGUACAACUACGCACAAUGCAGGCGACACUCGACGCCAGUGCGCUUAAACAGAUUACCAGAGCACUCGCCUGCCUCUCGCGGUACGGCGACGAGCUCACAAUCUACGCGACGCCUGACACGCUCGCGCUCUCCUCGACGAGCCAGUCGCAGUCCGCGUUCUGCCGGUUCAAGUACCGCCGGCAGUUCUUCAGCAGGUACAGCCUCGCGCACGCGGAGCUCGCGCUGGACGCGGACGAGGUCGUGCCCGCGAUGGGGCAGCUCCAGACGAAGAACUUGCUGUCGAUAUUGAAGCACAAGACGGUGGAGAAGACGGUGGAGAAGUGUGAGUUGGUCAUUACGGAUGGGGACGCGCCCGCGCAGGAGGAGGAUGAGCAGGACUCGCUCGAGAGCAGGUUGACGGUACGAUUGCAUUGUAAACAUGGUGUAGUCAAGACGCAUAGGCUGCUGCUGCAAACCCCGAACUCUCUCCUCGCUCCAGCGAUACCCGAUGCGCAAUAUCACUCUCGCUUGACAAUCGGCGCACGCGCCGUACGAGACAUGAUAGAGCACUUCCCGCUGCAGAGGGGACCCAAGAGCGAUCCACAGCUCAUAUGGACGUUCAACGAGUACGAUGUGGAGAUUAGAGGCAUGGAGACGAUCAUGACGGGCAAGACCGGUCCACAGCUCGCAACAGAGCUCAUCAUCAGCGCAGAGGAGUUCGACAGAUACGAAGUCUUCGACACGCCGCUCACGCUCUCCUUCCACCUUCGCGAGUUCAACGCCACCGUCGGCUUCGCCGAAGCCUCCUCCCUCCCGCUCGCCAUCAGCUUCACCGAUCCCGCCUCGCCGGUGUUCAUCGACCUCUCGGGCGAUCUCUCUGAGUCGCUCUCCGUCAUCUCUACCAGCGGCCUCGGCGCGCACGGAGGUGAGCGUGGUGUCAGAGGCGAACUCGGAGCGGAGGCGGCCGAUCAAAGUCGUGCAGACGACGGAUCGGGCGUCCGUCGCGCGCGAUCGAUGCCCCCGCCGUCCAUGAUGCCCCCGCCGUCACUACCACCCCCACUAUCCUUCCGCCAUCAAGCACAAGCCCAGACUCGAUUACAGAGCCGACCCCCGACAGCGCGCCCGCCCACCGCCCGGCCCUCGAGCGCCUCCGCCGCCCGCGCCCGCGAGCCGCUCUUCCUGCCAAGCUCGCAGCCCACCGAGCUGGAGGCGGGCAUGCACGUCCCCGGGGCGCGGCGGGGCCAGGGCGCGGACGCGGAGCCGCUGUUCCUGCCGGGCACGCAGCUCUCGCAGGCGGCGGAGCAGGCGAUCCGGGACUCGGGCCUCGGGAUCGAGGGCAUGACCGCGCGCGAGUUCGCGGCGAUGCUCGAGGACGACGGGGAGGAGGUCGACUUUGGCCCGGGCGACGCGGACUGGGAGAUGGGCGCGCGCGUGCGGGAGGGGAGCUUGGAGAUCCACGACGAGAUCAUGGAGGUCGAGUUCGAGCCGACCCAGCUGGGCGGCGGGACGAAGGUGAGUUGGGUGUCGGUGUGCGGGUGGGUGUUCGUAAGGCCGAUUGACUGA
Molecule: messenger RNA, 1693 nt
Organism: Rhodofomes roseus
Lineage: Eukaryota; Fungi; Basidiomycota; Agaricomycetes; Polyporales; Fomitopsidaceae
Product: Rad9-domain-containing protein
Exons: 8
Coding region: 167-1693 (508 amino acids)
Biological process (GO): cellular response to ionizing radiation; DNA repair; mitotic intra-S DNA damage checkpoint signaling
Cellular component (GO): checkpoint clamp complex
Source: RefSeq, a predicted model, not a curated record